GAACUAGAAGAAGAAGAACUCGAAGAAGAAGAAGAAGAACUCGAAGAAGAAGAAGAACUUGAAGAAGAAGAAGAACUCGAAGAAGAAGUCGAAGAAGAACUCGAAGAAGAAGAAGAACUCGAAGAAGAAGAAGAAGAAGAAGAAGAAGAAGAACUCGAAGAAGAAGAAGAAGAAGAA
This is a messenger RNA of Rana temporaria (common frog), 177 nucleotides long. RefSeq names its product histone H3.v1-like. The transcript is spliced from 2 exons. The annotation marks the transcript as partial. The record is from RefSeq and is a predicted model, not a curated record. NCBI's taxonomy places the organism in Eukaryota, Metazoa, Chordata, Amphibia, Anura, Ranidae.